AGCAGCGACGGCGAGCGAGGAUCGUGGCGGCGCCGGCGGCAGCGGCCCAGCAUCAUCAGCACAGCGCACGACAUGCAGCCCGCACUGCUCGAGCGCGGCCGUCGAGCAGUAGCACCAAGUCGCCGCUUGCGCAUGCGCGGCUCAGUUUACGGUUGGAGCUCGGACGAAAAUGGCGUCAGCUAAGUUCCUUGAGGAAGCUCUCAGCACGGACGUGGACGAAUCAGCAGUUAGUGCCAUCGUCGGCUCCCUCGAGACGCAGCUGGUCAGCGGGGCCCAGCCUAACCCCCAGCAGCAGCAGCAGCAGCAGCAGCAGCAACAGUCCGCGGCGGCGCAGUCGAGCAACGGCGCGCCGAGCAGCGUAGUCGCGGCCGCAGCGGCGGCGGCAGCGACGACUCCGCCGCUCGACGGCAGCAGCGGGCCCCUGCAGAAGCCACCGCAGCAGCAUGUGGCCAACGGCACCAGUAACGGUGACCAACAGCAACAGCCCCAGCAGCCCCAGCAGCCCCAGCAGCAGCAGCAGAUCCCACCAACAGUCCUCGCCACAACGACGACGCCGAGUACGACGACGAGCAGCAACAUGACUGCCGCCGCGCCGCCGGUCCAGGAACUCGCCAAGCCAACGCCGAGUGGCCAGCCCCAGCCCCAGCAGCAGCAGCAGCAGCAGCAGCAGGUCUCAACCAUGCAGCCGUCUCCGCAGCAGCAGUUUGUCCCGCAGCAAGUGGCCGGCAAUCAGGUUACCAGUAAUCAGAGCAACCAGCUUAGUGCACUGGCCAAGGUCCAGGGGGAGCAUGUGAAGAUUGUCUAUCCCGGCAGCGGCCAGGUCAUCGCGACCACUGGCGUUGUCAACGCUAACAAUAAACUAACGUUUCCCGCGCAGAGCGUUGCCCAGCUGGCCAACGGCACCCUGGGUGUCGUCACCACCCAGACCGUCCUCCAGAGCACCUCUAACAGCGCAGUGAGCCAGGUCUCCGCUGUAUCUGGCCAGGCCACCGCAGCUGCUACUAAUCAGGCCCAGACCAUAAAUGUCAACAAGCAGACUGCCCUGGUCAUUAAGACAAGCGUCGCCCCGACUGGCAUGGUCUCCGUGCCCAUGUCCGUGCCAGUCACGGUUGCAGCCAAUAUCACUAACACGGCUCAGCCGGGAAAGGCAGGUGUCACAUCCGCAAUAGUGCCCAGUAACGUACAGAUACUCAAUGUCAAUGCCCUGCGGCCAGCCACCCCGCAGGUGGCUGGCCAGCAGCCCGCUAAACAGGUCGCUUCUAGGGUCGUCAUUGGUCAGCACAUGAUGGGAGGACGAGCGGGAACCCCUGGGAUAACGCUACAGACUAUCCAGGGUUUAGCACAAGGUGGUACACAAGGUCACCUGCUCUUGAAGACAGAGAAUGGUCAGUUUCAGUUAUUAAGGGUUGGACCAGCUAAUCCAAACAAUGCAGCAGUGACUCCCAACAGCAUCGCUGGAAGUGCAGCAGUUGUUGCAACACCAGGCGCUACGGGUACAACGUAUCGUCUGGCCUCAUUGCCAGCUGUAAGUAGGCUGAACGCACAGUUCACUGGUCCACCACUCGCCACAAUAAGAAAACCCAUUCAGACUGUAGCUCCUACUGUAACGACCACAACUGUAACCGCAGUGACGUCAACCAUAGUUGCUGCAACUACCACGGCUCCAACGCCAACGCCGACUCCAGCAUCAAUGGCAACCCCUACGCCUGCUUCGACACCAACAUCAACUGUUUCGCCCGCACAAGCGUCUCUGACUCCGGCUCAGAUAAGACAUCGUCAGGUCAAUGAUAAUACCAAAGAAAAGUGCCGUAAAUUCUUAGCGAACUUAUUAGAGUUGUCUAGUCGUGAACCUAAACAUGUGGAAAGAAGUGUUCGGACGUUAAUACAAGAGUUGAUUGAUGUUAAAGUUGAGCCCGAGGAGUUCUGCAUUAGAUUGGAGAGAUUAUUAAACGCGUCGCCACAGCCGUGCUUGAUCGGCUUUCUCAGAAAGAGUCUGCCUCUGUUGCGCCACGCGCUCAUCACCAAGGAAUUGGUCAUCGAUGGCAUACGGCCGCCGCAUCCCAAUUCUCAAAUGUACAUUCAGGCAUCAGGUUUUCCCGCGGCGUCGCCGACAGUCGUCACUCAGCAAAACCAAAUUAGGCCAACUGUAGCUGUUUCUCCUGCAGUCACGGCAGCAACGCCAGUUACGCACGUUCCUGCCACUGUAGCUCUUACACCACCAGCCACAACACAGGUGAGAGUCAUGGCACCUCUCACAGGAGUUACGAAUGUUCCGCGACCUCCUCAACCUAUUCAGGUUCAACAAAAGCUGAAUGUGGAUAAGCCAGUGGUGUCUUCUAUAAACAAAAAAAUUCGUCCGACAACGCCGAUACGACCAGGAUUGUUAGCUACGUACUCCGCAAAGACGCCUGUAAUUGCGGCGCCGGUGCACCAUCAGAUACAAUCGUUAUCCACAGUCGUAGUGAGCACAAGUGCGACUAGCAGCACGACGGGUGGCAGCGGUGCGACGACAACGACGAUCCGCCAAACCACGGGGCCGAUUAUCGUGCAAAAGACCCUUCCGUCGACGGCGGUGUCAAAGACGGUAGUUGCGUCUUCGCACAAAACCAUCACCACGACCACAACCCUAAACAAAGCCGCAGUGCCUUCCAUACAGCCCAAACUCGUGUCUAAGGAAAAGGAAAAGAAAACGUUCUCGUCUGCGGGAUACACGGGUGAUGAUGACAUUAACGACGUGGCAGCGAUGGGAGGAGUCAAUCUCGCGGAAGAAUCUCAGAGAAUCCUGGGAUCGACGAAAUUCGUUGGGACACAGAUAAGAUCGUGUAAAGACGAAGUAUUUCUUCAUAUGACCCCUCUUCAGCAAAAAAUUAAUAAAAUAGUGAGUAGUUAUGGUUUGGAGGAACCUAAUCAAGAAGUAGCGUCUUUAAUUUCACACGCAGCGCAAGAAAGGUUGAAAAAUCUAGUAGAAAAGCUGGCUAUUAUAGCAGAACAUAGAAUAGAUUUGGUGAAGGUUGACCCUAGAUAUGAGGUCACGCAAGACGUUAGGGCACAGUUAAAGUUUUUAGAAGAAUUGGAUAGGGUAGAACGUAAGAGACACGAAGAACAAGAAAGGGAAGUUCUGCUAAAGGCAGCAAAGAGUCGAGCGAAAACGGAGGAUCCCGAGCAAGCCAAAUUGAAAGCGAAAGCGAAAGAGAUGCAACGGGCAGAAAUGGAAGAGGCUCGCCAGCGCGAAGCUAAUCAAACAGCCCUUCAGGCUAUUGGUCCGCGCAAGAAACCGAAGCUUGAUCUCGGGGGUUCCUCGGCAAGCAGUCCGGGUGGCACUGCAGGUCUGGCUGGUACCGGUGCCGGCCUCAACCGCCAAAUGCCCUUGCGACCGCGCCUCAAGCGUGUUAACUUCCGAGACCUGCUCUUCCUGCUGGAGCAAGAGAAGGAGACGUGUCGGAGCUCGACCCUGUAUAGAUCAUACCUAAAGUGAUGCCGCUGUGGCCGCCGCAGCAUACGUCGAUUCUAUCGUCGCCGUAGCUUACGCGAACAGAUGGCCUUUCGGGCAACGACAAUGAUGGUGAUGAAUACAAAAGCUCGCGCGUGUAUUCACACUGCAGACGCACAUCCACCGCUAGGUUGUCUUGCGCACGUCUGUGUCGUCUCUAAGACUUUUUUCUUUCGAGAAUGUCGAGGUCGCUAGGGUGCCAAUGCUUUCCUGGGCGUGCAAUAUGAGACGCAUGGACGUUUGUGUACCUCGUACAACUGAUUGUCGAUACUAAGCUUCCCUUAUAUAUUUGUAAAUUGACUGAAGAGCGAAGAAGAUGAACUUUAGAAAAGUGUAAUAUAAGAUAGAGUUUCUUUAUUUUUUCUUUCGUCUUCUUAAUCUAAUUCUAGUUAUUCUUGAGUCGCGGUGUUACGUCAUCGAGAAAUCGAGAAAGAUGAAUUAGCGUUGCCCUGGUUUCAACAUUGACAAUUAUUGCUUUUAUUUAUUGAAGUUAGAGGAUUACUGACUACUAGACUAAUUUCAGUUCAUGAAUCGUGAAGGCUGUGUUUUUGUGUGCUAUGAUGAUGAAAGAUUAUACACUUGAUACAUUUUUUAUUCAAGAAAAUAAAAAUUAUUAAAUUGGUACGAUGCUAGCGUUUACCGCGUAUGAGCUAAUUAAAAAUUUUUUUUUCGUUAUCUAUUUCUACUGUAAAAUUUAAAAAUCUGUUGAUUUUCUUCCAUGAAAAUGUUGCAACCAGGGUAAAAAUGAGGCAUUCUCGUUUAUGAGAGUAUAUAUUCAUUUUCUACUAAGGAGUAGGGAACUGGUGAAGAAAAUGAAUGCCUCGAGUCAAUGAUAUACAAAACACAGGUAGUGCGUAAACGUUUUCCACAGCUAAUGCAUGCGUUACGGUCACAAAGUACACGAGUUUGGAAAAUUUUCGUUUCGUUGUAUGUGUUACAACUACGUGUUGUCGUCAUCUGAUCUGUACUUUUGAAAUUAUUUGCUGAAUUUAUUUCUCUUCGCAAGUGAAAUAGUGUAUUUUCAUUUGAAAAGAAAUCGUUGCGAGCGUAUUGUCCAAAAAGUAUGAAUAUAUUAUUUGUACGAUAUUUUAAUUGAUUAUACGAUUAUAUGAGAAUCAUGAUUGUUUUUGUCAAUAUUAUUAAAAACUUUUUGGUCCCCAGGACUAUUGUUAAAGAUAUCUCGUUUUUAUACUUACUUUACUCACAGUCAAUCGAGUCCAAUUUUUUUAUAACUUUUUAAAGUUAUAAAAAAAUUGGACUCGAAUUGAACUUAUUCAAAUAAAAAAAUAAUUAUUUUUUUAUAUUUGGGCAGCAACGUUGUCUUGUGAUCGUGCAGCAUAAUUUGGAUUUUACUAAUUAACAACAAUAACAAAGUAAGAAGCAGUUGGCGUGUACCUGAUUUUUGUGUUAAAAUAAUAACAAUGGAGUCGCUACGCAAGAAUAAUGCUGGUGCCUACAGUUGCUAAGAUUAAAAGAAAAAGGAAAGCGAUCAUUCUAGAGGCAACUGAAACAAGAAAAAAAAAUCUUGAAUUCAUUAGACGUCUAGCGAGCGAUUCUCUUACCUUCCAUUAUUCCCACAUUAAUCUUAGUCAGAGCCACUUUCCGUAGUAUUUAAUUUGGCACUAAAAUAAUCACAAAUCAAAAGAAAUACAUAAUUCCUACUGAGAUGGUUUUAUGUUUCAAAUACUGAAUUGUCAAAUGGCGUCAGUGUGUACGAUAGAAUUGAACUACAAAUCGCAAAUAUUAAUAUAGUUUAAUUUGAUACUGCGAGGUAGUUGGAAAAAGUCAUCAGAUUUAGCAAUUGUAUUGGCGUUGCUUCUAAACGCAAUUUUGAGAUCACGUUCUUUAUAAUAUCCAAAAAGGCAUUUAUCAAUUCAUUUUCUUUUCUUAUGCGUGUAUGGUCUUUGUAAUAUAUUGUACAGCGACGAAAUUUUUUUACAUGUACAGAAAUAAAGAUAAAAAUAAAAAAUACGAAAAUCUUGAAGAAUUAGUAUAGUAUCGGCGAGAUGCUUGCCGAUGCGAAUUUUUAUUUACUAGCAGAUGAACUACUCGAGAGUAUAAAGGAAAAAUAUUGUCACAAUGUAAUUGUAAAUGAGAGACAGAGAAAUACCUUUAAGAGUUUAAGAAAAGAAGCCUGUACGUAAGUGUCGCGAAAUUGCGAUGUAUAUUCAUAUUAUGUAGGAUUAGGGAGAGACAUUUAUGCUUCCUCGCGCACGUCUUAUGGACAAGCAUUCUUUUAUUUUUUUUUAUUAAAAUAAUGACAGUUCGUUUACGACGAUAUUGCGCAUAAUUAUAUUUAUAAUGAAGAAAACGUCAAAUGUACGGCUAAUGAAUAAUAUUACGAGCUGUAAAAAGAGACGACUUUUUUCUCGACAAGUAAUUCCUAAAAUUUAUUUCGACGAACAAUUUUCUGUAUCUCAAAAACGUAAUGUAUAUAAAUUAGAAAAUUAAUUAUUACUUCGUUCAUAAGUUGUAAACAUUACUGCUAUACAUUAAGUACGGAGAUAUAUUUUUCCUUUUAAUUAAUUCAAUACCUGCUGCACCAUUCUGUGCGUAAAUAACUGAUAAUACUUUUCGAUCUAAAGAUCUUGGUUUGAAGAAGAAAAAAAAAAUUUGUUUGUAAUAGAGGUUACACACUUUACUCUUCUGUGUAACGAGUAAAGCAAGCCUUCGUUUGCUCAUUUUCUUUUCUUUAUAUUUAUUUUGCAGCAGUCGCGAACCUCGCCUGCAUUUUAUCGUUCGAACUGCAGAUACCCUCGCGUAUUUCAAAAUUCCUCGUAAAUCGUCUCCUAAAACUGCCACUACAUUUUGUUAAGAAUUUGUCAAGUAUAUAAUGAGGAUUUAAGAAAAAAUGUAUAAAGUAACGGUAUAGCAGUUUUGGUACCGUAUGCUAUUUUUACAAAAUGUAUUGAUUAAGCCGUGAGAAAAUAAAUUGAUUAACGCGAG
Nasonia vitripennis (jewel wasp) is the source of this 6436-nucleotide messenger RNA. RefSeq names its product transcription initiation factor TFIID subunit 4. The record is from RefSeq and is a predicted model, not a curated record. Bases 170 to 3475 code for a protein of 1101 amino acids. Lineage: Eukaryota; Metazoa; Arthropoda; Insecta; Hymenoptera; Pteromalidae. Gene Ontology annotation, biological process: transcription initiation at RNA polymerase II promoter; DNA-templated transcription. Gene Ontology annotation, cellular component: transcription factor TFIID complex. The transcript has 11 exons. Gene Ontology annotation, molecular function: DNA binding; protein heterodimerization activity; RNA polymerase II general transcription initiation factor activity.